Messenger RNA from Suncus etruscus (white-toothed pygmy shrew), 2590 nucleotides. It is a transcript of the gene MED26, whose product is annotated as mediator complex subunit 26. Gene Ontology annotation, cellular component: nucleus; core mediator complex; mediator complex. The coding region runs from base 23 to 1783 and encodes 586 amino acids. The transcript is spliced from 3 exons. Lineage: Eukaryota; Metazoa; Chordata; Mammalia; Eulipotyphla; Soricidae. Gene Ontology annotation, biological process: positive regulation of gene expression; regulation of transcription by RNA polymerase II. Gene Ontology annotation, molecular function: transcription coregulator activity. The record is from RefSeq and is a predicted model, not a curated record.
UCGGGCCCGCCUCGCCCAGGCAAUGACAGCGGCUCCGGCGUCCCCGCAGCAGAUGAGGGACCGGCUGCUGCAGGCCAUCGACCCCCAGAGCAACAUCCGGAACAUGGUGGCGGUGCUGGACGUCAUCUCCUGCCUGGAGAGGUUCCCCAUCACCAAAGAGGCGCUGGAGGAGACGCGGCUGGGCAAGCUCAUCAACGAUGUGCGCAAAAAGACCCAGAAUGAGGAGCUGGCACGCAGGGCCAAGAAGCUGCUGCGGAGCUGGCAGAAGCUCAUCGAGCCAGCACACCAGGCGGAGGUGGCUAUGCGGGGUCUGGCUGGCACCCCAGGCUCAGCCAACGGGGGUGCGCACAACUGCCGGCCUGACGCAGGAGCUGCCAGCGCGCCCAAGAGCCUGCAUGACCUGAGGGGCCGCAACGACAUCCAGAGGUUGCCAGGACCACGGCCGGACAAGCUGGCCAGCCGUAAGCGCCGUGGGGAUCAGCGUGACCUUGGGCCCCCUGGCGCUCCCCCCAAGGUCUCCAAAGCCAGCCAUGAAUCCCUGGUCCCCAAUUCCUCCCCCCUCCCCACCAAUGGCAUCGGUGGCAGCCCAGAGAGCUGCCCUGGGCCCCUGGACGGCGGUCGCUUGGAAGCGGGCGAGGGCGAGCCACUGGGGGCCAGGGUCCCAGUCAACGCUGUGCGGCCCCACACCAGCUCUCCCGGCCUGGGCCAGCCCCUGGCGCCCUGCUUGCAGACCAAGACCGCUCUGCAGCUGGACCGAACCGACUUGCCCCCGGGGCUGCCCCACCCCAAGGGGCCACCUCGCUGCUCCUUCAGCCCCCGGAACUCAAGGCACGAGGGCUUGGCGCGGCAGCGGAGCCCCUACACGCCCAGGGGCCGCCUGCCCAGCCCUGUGCUGCGGCUGCAGGCUCCUGAGGUAGCCGCGCGGGUGCCCUCUCCGCUGCCACUGGCCCAGCCGUCCACACCCCCUGUGCGGCGGCUCGAGCUGCUGCCCAGCACUGAGAGCCCGGUGCGCUGCCUGGAGCAUUCUGAGGGCCACCCGCGGCUGCUCCCCGCGGCUGAGCCCCUGCUUCCCCGGGCCGGCUUCUCCCCGGACUCUUCUAAGGCGGACAGUGACGCAGCCUCCUCCUGUGGCGGCGGCGGGGGCACGGACAGCAAGAAGAAGAAGCGCUACCGGCCACGCGACUACACCGUGAACUUGGAUGGGCAGGGGGCUGAGGCGGGUGUGAAGCCCGUGCGGUUAAAAGAGCGGAAGCUCACCUUUGACCCCAUGACGAGACAGAUCAGGCCUUUGGCCCAGAAAGAGCAGGCGCGGGCCGACAGCCCGGUGUCCCCCGAGCCGCCUCGCACAGAGCUGGCCGGGCCUGAGGCCAAGGGCAGCGUGCAGAGCCCCUUUGAGCAGACGAACUGGAAGGAGCUGUCGCGGAACGAGAUGAUCCAGUCGUACCUGAGCCGGCAGAGCAGCUUGCUGUCCUCAUCGGGCGCGCAGACCCCAGGCGCCCACCACUUCAUGGCCGAGUACCUGCGGCAGGAGGAGAGUGCCCGGCGCCACGCACACCAGCCACACGUGCUGGAGCCCGAGCCCGGCCUGCCUGCCCACCUCCCGGGGCUGACGCGGGAUGUGACGCCGGACGACGUGGAGCGGCUGCAGGGCCACCCGUGGCCUGGCGUGAACGGGUGUCGGGACACACAGGGUAACUGGUACGACUGGACACAGUGCAUCGCCCUCGACCCGCACGGGGAUGAGGGCCGCCUCAACAUCCUGCCUUAUGUCUGCCUGGACUGACAGACGGCGGCCCGGCCCCCCCGCGCUCCACCCUCAGACUUCUCCUUCUUUUGUGAAAUGCUGCUACCAGUUUGCUAACGCGACGGCAAAGGAAGGCCACCCCACCCCUGUGGCGGGAAGGCAGGCCGGGAGCUCAAAGCUCCACAGCAGACCAGCUGGGAAGAAUAAGAAUGUCCGUGCUCACAUAGGCGAGGACGUGGUGCGGAGCCUCCAGCACCUGCAGGCCCAGCUGCAGACAGGCCCAGAAAGGCUGUGGGAGGCCAUGGUGGGCACAGCCGCUGUCCCCCCUAAGGCCGGAGGCCAGACCCACACUCCACAGCACCCACACAUUUGCUCUCUGUCUCUGUUGUCUUUCUCUGUUUCUCUGUGUCUCUCUUUCUCGGUUCAGUUCCGUCCGUGUCCAAAGCUCCGCUGUGAAGACGGACAUCUCCUAGUUCAUUUGGUUUCCCCUCGGUUCAACCCCACAGGCCAAAUAACUCCCCUACCUGCCCUUCCCGCGCCCCCUUCUAGAAAAGCCAUCUUUCUAGAUUCCCCUCCCCACCACAACAGCAAAGUGGGUGCUACUGGUGUGUGGGCUUCUGUGGGCGAGCCCGUUUGCGCUGGAACACUCAUAACCAUUCCUUUAGAUUUGUUUGCCUUAUGGUUCUGUCAUAAAUGCGAUUUGCAAAAACAAGGAGCCUUAGUGAAUGUACAGUACCUAGACUUCUGUGUUCUCUGGCGCGCAGAAGAAGCAACUUUGCUAUUUGGUCCAGUAAGUGGACAUCUUGUGAUAUAAAUGUGGAAAUAAAAAACCAUUUGCACAAGCCA